Trichoderma atroviride IMI 206040 is the source of this 2043-nucleotide messenger RNA. The record is from RefSeq and is a predicted model, not a curated record. NCBI's taxonomy places the organism in Eukaryota, Fungi, Ascomycota, Sordariomycetes, Hypocreales, Hypocreaceae.
AUGGAUAAAGUUUCCAAGAAACUAUCAGAGGCCAAAGAAGAUGUUGUCACGGCCUAUCAAACCGAUGCUAAUGUCAAUAGAGUCAAGCGCUGGGCUGGGCCUAUUGCUCGUCGCACCCCGUCUGCCGCGGCUGAGUAUCUCUAUGAGAAGUUCCCCAUCGUCCAGUGGCUGCCUCGAUACAACCCCAAAUGGCUUCUGAACGACUUUGUCGCUGGCAUCACCGUUGGUGUGAUGUUUGUGCCACAGGGUAUCUCUUACGCUAAAAUUGCGACCAUCCCUGUGGUGCAUGGUCUCUACUCUGCUUGGAUUCCGUCUUUACUUUAUCUGUUCAUGGGAACUUCAAAAGAGAUAUCCACUGGACCGACAUCUGUUCUUGGGCUUCUUACAGCAGAGGCAGUUGCCUCUUUGCCUGAUGAAGACCCGGCUACGGUUGCCUCAGCCGUGGCAUUCAUGGUUGGCGUCUAUGCUCUUAUUGUUGGAGCCCUCAAACUUGGAUUCCUACUCGACUUCGUCAGCGGCCCUGUCUUGACUGGAUGGAUCUCAGCUGUUGCUUUGGUCAUCUUGCUUGGGCAAGUCGGUUCUCUGGUCGGCUUGACCGUCGGUUCUACAACUGUAGAGAUUAUUCGCGGAGUCCUCGGCCACCUUGACAAAAUCCAAGGAAUGACAGCGUGCAUUGGGUUGACGGGCAUUGCGAUGCUCUUAGUCUUCGAGCAUGUUGGCAAGACCAUCGGCAAGAAGAACAAAUGGAUCAAGUUUGUUUGCACCAGUCGAGCUGCGGUUGUUCUCAUCAUCUACACCCUCAUCUCCUGGGGUGUUAACAAGGACCGUGGCGAGAAGAACUAUAUGUGGGCUGUGACUGAGAUUAAUGCCAAUGGACUUGCCAAGGCUAAGACUCACGACACCAAUCUGCUCGCCAAGGUGGCUGGUCGAUCUGUGGCCCCGUUUAUCGCCAUGUCGAUUGAACAUCUUGGAGUCGGAAAGGCUUUUGGUCUACGCAACGGAUAUGACAUUGAUCGCUCUCAAGAGCUCUUGUUCCUCGGCACUGCCAACAUGGUUGCUAGUAUUCAAGGCUCGAUGGCGUCUGGAGGUGCCAUGAGUCGUACGGCUGUUUCUAGCGAGGCCGGUUCUAGGUCUCCUUUGAACUUUAUUUUUACUGCUGGAUUUGUUCUCUUGACUCUCUAUGAGCUUGCUCCAGCUUUGUACUGGAUUCCCAAGGCCACUCUUGCUGCUAUCAUUAUCAUGGCUGUUGCUCAUCUCGUCUCCCCCCCCAAGCUCUUUUAUCGGUACUGGAGGAUCAGCUUCAUCGAUUUUGUUGCUUCAAUGCUGGGAUUCUGGGUCACCCUUUUCACCACAACGGAAAUUGGUCUCGCCGUGUCUGUCGGCUUUAGUAUCGCCUACACUCUCCUCAGGCUUGCUUUCCCUCGUCUGGUCAAGAUUUCUCAUUCGCAAGCAGAGAAUAACCAUUGGUCUUUCUCAAAGAACCGCCCUAAGGACUCAGAAAUCGAUGUUCCCUCGGAGGCAUACCUAGUCAAAUUUACUAGUGAUAUGCUGUUUCCCAACGCUGAACGACUCAAGAAUUCCAUUGUUGAGGAUAUCAAAGUUCGUUAUGAAGCUACUUCUGCAAUGGUUCAGGCUGCCGAAGAAAACCGAGUUUGGAACGACUCGACGAAGAGACGAGUCGCAAAGAUCCGUCACCGCGAACAAAUAGCGCCCAUCUCAACCGACGCUUAUCCUUUACGUUACAUUGUUCUCGAUUUUGAGAUGAUUUCAUUUAUUGACACAACUGCUGUUCUACUACUUAUCGAGUUAAAGAUGUCUCUGCGCAAAUACUUGGGCAAGGAGUUGCAAUUCCGCUUUGUCAACAUGGCUCCCCAAGUUCUUGAAAGGUUCACCCGCUCAGAGUGGGAAUUCGUUCGCGAGGGCGAAGAGCGCACUGGAAAUGACGAUGUCAUCUUCUCUUCCUUUGAGGCUGCUCUAUUGCACCGCGAUGGAGAUGAUAAGGACGAGAAGGUCCAGUAUGUGGAGAAGGCGGUCGACGUUUAG